AUGCAGAAGGACGUGUUGGCGUUUCUGCAGCAGCACGACCUCCUUGAUGAGACUGCGACAAAUAAGUUGCUGCGCCACGCCGUGCGGCGGCCAAAUGUGAUGUGGCUGUUCUCAAAGAUCAGCAACGCCGAAGAUGCCGCCGCGGUUCUGUCGGAUGUGACAAGCGGCAACACUGAGCGGCGCCCCGCUCCCGCUGCAGCUGCAACGCAGAGCGGAAAGGACGAUGACGAUGAAGGCGUAGAGGUGGAGGCUGUGCUGCGCUUCAAUGCGCUGGUGGAGAAGAAGGAGCAGCAAACAGGCAUGACGCGCUACGGCGAGCCUGUCAAGAAGAGCACUGCAGCAGACGCUGCCGUCUCUGAAAAGGCAAACAAGAAAAAGGGCACCACCAACGCCACCGGUGCGCCGUCGGCGGCGGCAGCAGCGAAGUGGGACGAUGAAGACUUGGUUCGCCUGCAAAAGGCAACUGCAAAGUACCCGCCCGGGACAGUGGAUCGCUGGCGCAAGGUGGCCACUAUGCUGCGCGACAAGUUCACUGAAGAAGAGGCAAUGGCAAAGGUUAACGAGCUUACAGCUGUGCUGCACCACGCUAAUAAUUCUAGCAAUAAUACUCGAACCGCGGCUCAGCAACCGGCGCCAGACGCCGUAAAGGUCUCUUCUUUGGGAGCUGCUGCAGCGGUGGUGCCCCCGGUCCCUUCCGCAGAGGACUGGACGGUGAAACAGCAGAAGAUGCUGGAGCAGGGGCUGCGGGAGAUGAAAGACUAUAAGGAAAAGGAUAAAUUUCAAAAGAUUGCGGCGAUGGUGGAUGGAAAGAAUGCCAAGGAGUGCUUUGAGCGGUUUAAAUAUCUAUGCGCCAUGAAUAAGCGCAAGUAA
Molecule: messenger RNA, 870 nt
Organism: Trypanosoma grayi
Lineage: Eukaryota; Euglenozoa; Kinetoplastea; Trypanosomatida; Trypanosomatidae
Product: putative DnaJ chaperone protein
Exons: 1
Coding region: 1-870 (289 amino acids)
Biological process (GO): regulation of translational fidelity; 'de novo' cotranslational protein folding
Cellular component (GO): cytosol
Molecular function (GO): ribosome binding; Hsp70 protein binding
Source: RefSeq, a predicted model, not a curated record